Sphaeramia orbicularis (orbiculate cardinalfish) is the source of this 4003-nucleotide messenger RNA. Its product is annotated as NACHT, LRR and PYD domains-containing protein 12-like. Bases 283 to 3822 code for a protein of 1179 amino acids. Gene Ontology annotation, molecular function: protein binding. The transcript is spliced from 11 exons. The record is from RefSeq and is a predicted model, not a curated record. NCBI's taxonomy places the organism in Eukaryota, Metazoa, Chordata, Actinopteri, Kurtiformes, Apogonidae.
GGAGGCGAAAGACUGUCAGCCAAUCACAAUCCAGGCUGUAGAGGAGGAGUAAACAAAUGGGGCUGUGUGAGAGGAGGAAAAGAAGGAAGAGAGGGAGGAGAACAGAUGUAUUUUUCUUCUGCUAUGAUUCCGGAAAAAGCUGGAAAAGGAAAAGAACAUGUCCAGCUGUAUUCUGGGAAAGUUUACAGAUGAACAUCAACGACUGAGACCGAUCCUCAUCAGCGCAUCUGUUUCUUGACCAGUUAUUUCACUUCAUUUAUCAUCAUCAGCGAGGCAGGACAGAUGGCUACACCUAGAAGGAUCCUGUCUGACACUUUGGAGAAUUUGGGAGCUGAAGACUUCAGAUUGUUCAAAUGGCAUCUGCAGCAGAGGGACUUCCAGGGAAACUUUAUACCAAUCUCAAUAUGUCAACUGGAGGGUGCAGAUAAGACAGAAACUCUGGACCAGAUGUUGAAAACUUACAGUAUAUACACUGUUAAAGUCGCAAGAAUAGUUUUGGUGCAGAUGAACCGCAAUGAUCAUGCAGACAAAUUGUCAAAAAUCUCUUUUGAACCUCAAGAUAUUCUUACCCAGUGUCAGGAAGAGUUUAAAUGUAAGAUGCAACAGAAGUUUGUGUUUGAGGACACUGCUAACGAAGGAACCCAAAACCUUUAUCUGAACCAGAACUACACAGAACUCUACAUCACAGAAGGAGGGACUGCAGAGGUCAACAAUGAACAUGAGGUCAGACAAAUUGAAACAACAUCCAGGAAACCAGACAGACCAGAAAGAACUAUCACAUGUAAAGACAUCUUUAAAGGACCACCUGACAGAGACAAACCAAUCCGAACAGUUCUGACAAAGGGAGUGGCUGGCAUUGGGAAAACAGUCUUAACACAGAAGUUCAGUCUGGACUGGGCUGAAGACAAAGCCAACCUGGACAUACACUUUACAUUUCCAUUCACUUUCAGAGAGCUGAAUGUGCUGAGAGAGAAGAAGUUCAGCUUGGUGGAACUGCUUCAUCAAUUCUUUACUGAAAUUGAAGAAGCAGGAAUCUGGAUCUUUGAAGACUUCCAGGUUGUGUUCAUCUUUGACGGUUUGGAUGAGUGUCGACCUCCUCUGGACUUCAACAACACUCAGAUCCUGACUGAUGUUACAGAGUCCACCUCAGUGGAUGUUCUGCUGAUGAACCUCAUCAGGGGGAAACUGCUUCCCUCUGCUCGCAUCUGGAUAACCACACGACCUGCAGCAGCCAAUCAGAUCCCUAGUGAGUGUGUUGACAUGGUGACAGAAAUCAGAGGGUUCACCGACCCACAGAAGCAGGAGUACUUCAGGAAAAGAUUCAGAGAUGAGGAGCAGGCCAACACAGUAAUCUCUCACAUCAAGACAUCACGAAGCCUCUACAUCAUGUGUCACAUCCCGGUCUUCUGCUGGAUCACUGCAAAAGUUCUGGAGGACGUGUUGAAGACCACAGAGCGGGGAGAGCUGCCCAAGACCCUGACUGAGAUGUACAUCCACUUCCUGGUAGUUCAGACCAAAGUGAAGAACAUCAAAUAUAAUGGAAGAUCCGAAAUUGACUGGAGUCAUGAGACUGUGGAGAUGAUUGAGUCUCUGGGAAAAUUGGCUUUUGAGCAGCUGCAGAAAGGAAACCUCAUUUUCUAUGAAUCAGAUCUGAGAGAGUGUGGCAUCGAUAUCAGAUCAGCCUCAGUGUACUCAGGAGUGUUCACAGAGGUCUUUAAGGAAGAGAGCGGGCUUCAUAACAACAAGGUGUUCUGCUUCGUCCAUCUGAGUGUUCAGGAGUUUCUGGCAGCUCUCCAUGUCCAUCUGACCUUCUUCAAGACUGGAGUCAGUCUUCUGGCAGAAGAAUCAUGGUGGUCCUGGUUGUCUAAACUAUUCAGAGGUAAACAAAAUCAAACACAGUUCUACCAGACUGCUGUGAAAAAGACCUUACAGAGUCCAAAUGGACACCUGGACUUGUUCCUGCGAUUCCUCCUGGGUCUUUCACUUCAGACCAAUCAGAGGCUCCUCCAUGGUCUACUGAUACAGACAGAAGGUGGCUCAGAGACCAAUCAGAAAACAAGUGAGUACAUAAAGAAGAAGAUCAGUAAGAAUCUGUCUGCAGAGAGAAGCAUCAGUCUGUUCCACUGUCUGAAUGAGCUUAACGACCAUUCCCUGGUGGAUCAGAUUCAAUGGUUUUUCUGGCUAAGCUCAGAAAGGAUCCCUUGGGGUGAUCGUCUGUCGCCUGCUGAGUGGUCAGCAGUGGUCUUCAUCUUACUGUCAUCAGAUAAAGAUCUGGAAGUGUUUGACCUGAGGAAAUACUAUCGGUCAGAUAAUACUCUUCUACGGCUGCUACCAGUAGUGAAAGCCUCCAACAAAGCUCUCCUGAGUGGAUGUAACCUGUCAGAGGGAUGCUGUAAAGGUCUGUCUUCAGUUAUCGGCUCCCAGUCCUCUAUUCUCCGAGAUUUGGACCUGAGCCACAAUGAUGUGCGCGACUCAGGGCUGGCGUUACUUUCUCCUGGACUGAAGAGUCCGCAUUGUGCACUGGAGGCUCUCAGGUUGACUUCCUGUAACCUGUCAGAGAGAGGUUGUGAAACUCUGUCCUCAGUCCUCAGUUCCCAGUCUUGCAGUCUGAGAGAACUGGACCUUAUUAACAAUAAUCUGAAGGAUUCAGGAGUGGAGCUUUUAUCUGUUGGACUGAAGAACAUAAACUGUACACUGGUGAUGCUCAGGCUCACUGGCUGUAACCUGUCGGAGAGAAGUUGUGAAGCUCUGUCCUCAGUUCUUAGCUCCCAGUACUCCAGUCUGAGAAUUCUCGACCUGAGUAACAACAACCUUCAGGAUUCAGGAGUGAAAAUAUUUUCUACUGGACUGAAAAGUCUGAAGUGUACACUGGAGACUCUCAGGCUGGCUGUGUGUAAUCUGUCAGAGAGAAGCUGCGAAGUCCUGUCGUCAGUCCUUGGCUCCCAAUCCUCGAGUCUGAGAGAUCUUGACCUGAGUAACAAUGAUCUUCAGAAUUUGGGAGUGAAGAUACUUUCUACUGGACUGGAGAGUCCAAACUGUACACUGGAGGCUCUCAGAUUGUCAGGAUGUCUAAUCACAGAGGAUGGUUGUGCUUCUUUGGCCUCAGCAUUGAGGUCCAAUCCCACGAAUUUAAGAGAACUGGACUUGAGCUACAACCAUCCUGGAGAACCAGGGGUGAAGCUUUUGUCUGUUCAUCUGGAGGAUCCACAGUGGAGACUGGACACUCUCAGGGUGGACCACUGUGGACCACACAGGUUAAAACCUGGUCUGAAGAAGUAUUAUUGUGAACUCACACUGGAUGAAAACACAAUACCAACUUAUGUUCAACUGCUUGACAAUAAGAGGACAGCAAUAUUUGGGAAGUACCAGCCAUAUCCUGAUCAUCCAUUGAGAUAUCACUAUCAUUGUCAGAUGCUGUGUUCAACUAGUCUGACUGGUCGCUGUUACUGGGAGGUGGAGUGGAGUGAUCGGGUUUCUAUAGCUGUGACUUACAGAGACCCGAGACGUGGAUGCAGUCCUCUCCAAAGGUUUGGAAGAAAUGAUAAGUCCUGGUGUCUGUCCUGCUUUGAUGGUGGUUACUCUGUCUGGCAUGAUAGUACACAAAGACCCCUCCCUCAGUCCCCCUCCUCGUCUGGUCGCGUAUCAGUGUAUGUGGACUAUUCCGCUGGAUCUGUGUCUUUCUACAGAAUCUCCUCUAAUGAUCUGAUCCACCUCUACACCUUCAACACUACAUUCACUGAGCCUGUGUAUGCUGGGUUUUGGUUUCACCACUAUCAUUCCACAGUGUCUCUGUGUGAUGUGGACCAUGUCGGGUCUAGAUAAGCUGGUGUCGGCACUCAUAUUCCUGGACUUUGAGUUCCGUUCCUGUUCAGUCCCUGAAGUCUUAGAACUGUCCCCAGUUUUUGUAUUCAGUUCAAACAUUUAUAUAAAGUAAAUCACACAUUAACAAUCAUUGGUAGUGAGUUUUAAUGUGAUGUCAAUCAGAAUCUCUGAAUUCAUACAG